Messenger RNA from Paramuricea clavata, 4433 nucleotides. The record is from the annotation of a GenBank genome assembly. NCBI's taxonomy places the organism in Eukaryota, Metazoa, Cnidaria, Anthozoa, Malacalcyonacea, Plexauridae.
AUGCGUGAUAGCGUUUUCCCUUGUGGUGCGGAAUCGGAUAGUACUCAUGAGCUUUGCGACACUAAUGAUAAGAAUGUGGUUCCAUCGUGCAAACCUUCUACCACAUUAGCUGAGGAAUCUGAAUGUUCGGAACAAGAAAGUGACACGGAAUUACUUUGUUCAAAUGACUCUGAAGGAUCUACAGAUAACAGUCGAACUAAUGUUGAAAAGCCAGAUGACUAUGUCUACGACGUUGCUAUUGAUCAAUGUCAAUGUUACAGUUCUUUAAAGGAAGAUGAAAACGAAAACUUCUUUCGAACACCACAUCUUCUGUCAACUGUCAACGCAUUAUCAAAUAGCAAUAUUCCCUCUUCUGGUACAUUUCAGGCAAAGCUAAUACGAUCAGUGUCCUAUGUUAGAAUGUCUUCCGAGUGGUUGAACAUACCUGUAAAAUCUGGGAAAGUAAGCGCGCGAACAUCAUUUACAGGGAACUACACGACUUUUUUUUACGAAAUAUUGAAGACUUUUAAUCCGUUUUGCUGCUUCGUGUUUAAACGUAAUUUCAUCAAAAAGGAGAAUUCUCGAAAAGGCAAUAGUCCUUAUUGGCGAGGAACAGUGGCAUGUAAGCAUCAAGACGUUGUUGCUCAGUUGACUAUACAAGACCGUGAUAAGAAUAUCCUCAAAAUUGAAUUCUUUGGCGACGUAAAGCAUGAUAACAAAGCCAAAAGCCGUAAAAACGGUUGGGGAGCGACAUGCAACAGCAGUGCAAGAAUACGAACAAAAAAAAUGCUAUGCCAUCAAAAUACCACAGGGAUAAACUCGUUGAACUUUCAUCCAAAUCAUUUCAAGCUGGCAACCGUACUGGCGUUGGUAUAUCGCAUUCCACAAUGAAAAACAUCCGUGCUACGGCAAAAAAGAAAACACAAAUCGACAAAAAUUUGUUUACCGCUAUUUCUUAUCUUCAACAGUCCAAAGAACGAGAAGAUGAAAAAAAUGCCAUGGAACUGGGACAUAUGUGGAGAAAGUUGUUUGGUUAUAUUCAACACUUCAAUUUAACUAAUAAUAUCAAUUUAGUGCUGUUUAACGAAGCUUCCGUUCGACUUUACCACGAACUUGCCAAUUACGACACUGUUUAUAUUGACGCCACUGGAAAGUUAUUUUCGGACGAAGGCUUGCAUGAACGCGGACGACUUUUAUAUUAUGCAAUGGUUAUGCGACAUCCAUAUCCAAAAUUUCCUCCAAUUCCCAUUGUAGAGUACAUUACGAGUGUCCACACCAUCGACUCGAUACGUUUAAUGUUAAGAACUUUGAAGGAAAAGGAGAAAGAAGUGUUUCCAAAUUUGUCUUUAUAUACUACGCCUGCACUAGUGAUGGCCGAUUUUAACAUGGCAAUAAUAAACGCUUGUGUACGUGAGUUCACAGGCGAGACCGUUCAAGAAUACUUGACACGUGGAUAUGAUAUAAUCAAUGGGGAUGCGCGUAAAGAAGACGCUGAAAAAACAAUAUUCCAUGUAUGUGCGGCACAUAUGUUAAAGCUGAACAAAUUUCACGCGCAAAAAUUGCAAGAGAAAGGCAAGCAAGACAGUAGCCAAAUUCAUAUUGCAAAUCGUUUCUUUGGUCGAUUGCUGUGCUGUUCAACACUUCAGGAGAUGAGGAAGUUCGUGUCUCUCGGAUAUUACAUUUUUCAAAGUAAAUACGUAAACCCAACGUUAGAAACCUAUCUGGACAAAUUCUCACAUGCAAUCCAUGAAUUUUCGGACCCAAUUGAGCUAGAUAUCGAUGAAGAUGAUGAUAAUGACGACGCUGAGAGAUUAACAGAAACACUGUCGACUCCAGAUGAAGAGAAUGUCUGGAUUACGUAUUGGAAUGAACGGCUAUCUGAAAUGGGGAAGAAUGAAGCAAAUCAUGGCGACCUUAACAAAUACUUCAUGCCAAAGUACUUUGCGUUUGUUUCUAAAAAUUAUUUACCAAGUUGCGUUUUGUGGUCCCGGCUUCUUUUGGGUGAUUUGACGCGAUUUAAUGAGCAAUACAUAGCAAGAACAGCACUGAACAAUUUUAAUCCUAGACAGCGUAAUUAUCUUCGUGGCAACAACACGAACGGUCAAGUUGAAGACUUUAUUGGUAUAAAGAAAAACUGUUCAUUCAAAGGAAGAAGAAACAUGCGACUGGACACUUUUAUUGUGGAGAAUUGGAAAGACAAUAAAGGACUACAAAGACAGUUCGUUGAUGGCUUAAUUCAUUCGGAUGAAUCGUGUUCUUUAAAUAACAGCUCAAUUGGGAAAGUGUCACUUAUCUGUGAAGAUCCUAAAAUGUCUCUAAGAAAGGAAUCCAUUUUGCCGGUAGAAGAAAGCUGCUCAUCGAAUGAAGAAAGUGAUGUGCUAGAACCUGUCGAGGAAUGGAACAAACCAUCUACACAAAUAAAGAGAAAACAUAAGAAGGGUAAAUAUCUAUCACCAUCUCAAACAAAACUUAAUUUCAAACCGGUGGCAGUGAAAGCAACAGCAAACGCUCGUGUCACCAAAAGGCUUGAUUGCAGUAGUAAGGAGUUCAAAACAUUUGAGCGGAAGGUGAGUUCUGACAUCUGCAAGAAAAAUAAGAGCUUCAAGACCGCAAAAAAAGAAGUAAAGAAAAUGUGGAAAGGCUUGACCAAUAAAGAACGGCAAAAUUACUCGUCCACUAGUUCAAACAAGGCUGGUCAUAGAAACCGUAAGAUUUUGGCAACUACUCACACUGGACGGCAUUGUAUUUGCAGACAAGAUAUAGGAACGAACGAAAGUGUCAAAUGCAUUCUUUGCCAAGAAAUUUUUCAUUGUCGCUGUGUAAAAUUCUGCCCAGUCUUAGCUAGUCUUGAAACAUCAAAUUAUGUAUGUGCUUCUUUUGUGAAUAUUCAUUACGCAGAAUUCCUUAAAUAUGUUUGGACUAAAGAAGAUCAAACAGCUAUUGAUAACGAUCUAAUUAUGCAUGAACUGAGCAUCGAAUUUAAUUUGAAAGAAGUAGGUUGCGCUACAAAUUCAUUGUCCGUCGAAAAUAAGAACACAGAUAGCUAUAGUUUCACACAUGAUAACAAGAUGGAAACGUUGACAAUAUUGCACUCCAGAGGAAUGGAGAACAAAAAAUCUAACUGUUGGUUGAACAGUAUUUUACAAUGCCUAUUUGCCAGUCCAUUUCAUGGAUUAAUACACAAGGUACAUAAAAGUUAUACGGGAAAAUCAAUAUUACUGGAUGGGUUAUAUUCAUGUUUUCAAGAAAUGGCAAAAAAUUCAAAUGAAAAAGAUAAAGCGCCAUGUGUUUGGUAUGUAAAUGGUCCUCUUCAUGUGGCAGCUAGCGUUGGAAUGCUACCACAAUUAAAUUAUCAUCAGGAUGUGAAUGAAUUUCUCAAUUUCAUAUUAAACGAAAUGUAUAGUGAAUUCAACCCGGUCCACUAACAACGCCUUGCUUCUCUUUUUCAAUGGGACAUGAUUGGUCUUAACAGGUGCCUUGCUUCUGAAUGUAAUGUAAUACGUGGGAGAUCAUUUACACCAUGGAAUUUACUGAUUGAUAUUCCUGUGCAUCGUCAAAGCAUUGAACUGUCGUCUUUAAUCAGGAAACUAACUUUUGGAAGGCUGUCGACGGAGGAGGACGAUAUUUGUCGCAAUUGCGAUUCGAAACCAGCUUCUCAUUACAUCGAGCUUUUUCAUAAUAUCCCUCUUAUAUUAGUGAUAACAAUCAAUCGGGCCAACUGGACCGGCAAAACAAGGGUAAAGAUCACCACGCCCGUGUCGUGUGGGCAACAAAUAAAUCUCAGAGGUACAACAACAACCAACUACGACGAGGUCGAUAUAAUUUAUAGUCUACUUUCUGCUAUUGUGCAUUAUGGUGCCAGUGCUAAGCAAGGACAUUUUGUAAGUUAUACAUUCCACUCAGAUCAAACGGCAACGCUUUAUGAUGACACGAUUGUUAAACGGUGCAAUACAAACGAAGUUCUUCAAUCUCAAGAAUUCCUACAAAAUGUUUACAUGUGUUUUUAUACCAAAGGAGAUCGCUGGCCUGAAUCGCCUGAUUUGAUAAACUACACCGAGAAGAGGCGUGACAUACCAUGGUACAUAAAUGAAAGUGAUGUUCGGCGGGUUGUCAAGAUUUGGAGUUACCAAAAGAAGGUUGUGUGUAAUGCUGUUACCCCAUUUGAUUUAAACACGGUGAAGCCGUUUAAUUGGCUAAAUGGGGAUAUUACAAACUCCUUUCUUACGAGUAUAUGCCAAGAUAGUUGCGAUAAUGGUAGAAAUGUUCAUGCCUUUAACUCGCAUCUCUAUGACGCUUUAAGGAACAAUUUUUCAAGAAGCGAACUGGUUCAUGCAUCGUUAGCAGUUGAUCCAAAGGAAUUUGAUAUUUUAAUGUUUCCAGUAAAUGUUGCAAGCUCUCACUGGACGCUUCUAGUGUUUUAUCCAAAUUCUCUAUUAAAUGCUGUGCUAUUAUGA